CAGAAAAGAAGAAAAGUUGCUCCUUUCCGAGCGCUGUAAACUUGAGCGAAGCGGCGCAUCAGACCAUCAGAUUCAAUCCGACUUAAUCUGACACCAUCAAUCGGUACCGAACCGGAGCAAAGCCGCCAAGAUGACAGAGCAGAUGACCGUAAGAGGAACCCUGAAGGGACAUAACGGAUGGGUGACGCAGAUUGCCACGACACCGCAGUUUCCUGACAUGAUCCUUUCCUCGUCCAGAGAUAAGUCCGUCAUUAUGUGGAAAUUGACCCGUGAUGAAACUAACUACGGCAUCCCUCAGAGAGCUCUCCGUGGACACUCUCACUUUGUGAGUGAUGUGGUCAUCUCAUCUGAUGGUCAGUUUGCCCUGUCUGGGUCCUGGGACAGCACCCUGCGUCUGUGGGACCUCACCACUGGUACCACGACCCGUCGCUUUGUGGGACACACUAAAGAUGUGUUGAGCGUGGCCUUCUCUGCUGAUAACCGUCAGAUCGUGUCUGGCUCUCGGGAUAAAACCAUCAAGCUGUGGAACACCCUGGGUGUGUGCAAGUACACGAUUCAGGAUGAAAGUCACACUGAAUGGGUUUCCUGCGUCCGUUUCUCCCCCAACAGCAGUAACCCCAUCAUCGUCUCCUGUGGCUGGGACAAGAUGGUCAAAGUGUGGAAUCUGGCCAACUGCAAGCUGAAAACCAAUCACAUCGGACACACGGGCUACCUGAACACAGUCACUGUAUCUCCUGAUGGCUCUCUGUGUGCUUCUGGUGGAAAGGAUGGACAGGCCAUGCUUUGGGAUCUGAAUGAGGGAAAACAUCUCUACACGCUGGAUGGCGGUGAUGUCAUCAACGCUCUCUGCUUCAGUCCGAACAGAUACUGGCUGUGUGCCGCAACAGGACCCAGCAUUAAAAUCUGGGAUCUGGAGGGAAAGAUCAUUGUUGAUGAGCUCAAACAGGAAGUCAUCACCACAAACAGUAAGGCCGAGCCACCUCAGUGCACAUGUCUGGCCUGGUCUGCUGAUGGACAGACUCUCUUUGCUGGUUACACAGACAACCUGAUCAGAGUUUGGCAGGUGACCAUUGGAACCCGAUAAAGUCGUAAAAUCCAAGAGCAGAAUGCAAAGCAAAUAAAAAAUAAAUAUUAAAAAUGA
This is a messenger RNA of Misgurnus anguillicaudatus (oriental weatherfish), 1141 nucleotides long. NCBI's taxonomy places the organism in Eukaryota, Metazoa, Chordata, Actinopteri, Cypriniformes, Cobitidae. The record is from RefSeq and is a predicted model, not a curated record.